GCGAUCGGUUAACCUCGGCGUUUCCCGUGCGGAACUCCUCUCGUUUGUCCCAUGGCCUAAAAUGACGAGCCGCACUGCGAGUAAGAGCGUGGCCAUCGCCGAUGGUCCAAAGUACCGUGAGCAGCGUCCGGCAGCGCUGGAGGAGGAGCGAUCAGAGACUCACUCUGCAUGGAUGACGACCGAGCAGGAUGCGGAGUCCCUGAAAAGCUGGCCUUCUCCCUCAGGGGAAGAGGUUGAUGCCUUUGACGUGGUGGAGCUGAGUUGCAGCACCACUCACUGCUUUGCACGAACAGCUGGUGGCCAUAUCUACGGUUGGGGAUCCAACUCCUACGGCGAGCUGGGCUUUGCAGAUGACUCACAGAGCUACUUCUGGGUGCCCAAGGAGCUGAUGAUUCCUGGGAAGAACAUCAAACAGGUGUGCUGUGGACAAGAGUUUACCUUGGCCAUCACCUUCACUGGAGAAAUCUGGUCCUGGGGCAAGGGCUCAGAAGGUCAACUAGGCCUGGGGCAUUGCCGAGAUGAAGGACAGCCGUGUCGCAUUGGACUGGAGAACGUCCUCAGCUGCGCCGCCGGGGAGCAGCACAGCGCUGCCAUCGCGGAAUCCACGGAUGGAAGAGUUCUCUACACCUGGGGCAUGGCCGACAGUGGCAUGUUGGGUCUGGGUGGCUUCAUUACCUGUGGGCCGUGCAGCAUGCCCACGCAGGUGGAGUUUGACUUCGGCAAGAACAUGUAUCCCACCACGGUGAGAUGUGGCCCCAGCCACACCGGGGUGAUUUGCAACUCCACUGCAGUGGUCAAGACCAGAAGAGAGGCCGAAGAGGACAAUGCUCUCUAUACCUUUGGAAAUGGCUGGUAUGGGAGGUUGGGCCUGGGCGAUACCAAGUCGCAGUUCCAUCCGAUGCGGGUGAAGCUGCCCAAAUCGCUGCGAGACGUGUCGCUGGGCACCGACCACACUGCGGCGAUCACUUGGGCGCAUGAGCUCUAUGCCUGGGGGAAGGCCUCCUUGCUUGGAGAAGUGCAACAUGUUCUGAAUCCCAAGAAGUUCUCCAUCGAGGGAAGCUCUGAGUUUCGGAACGUGGUCUGUGGAGGAAAUGAGACGUUCGUGAUCGACCAGCAGGGCCGCUUAUUCGCCUGGGGUGCCAAUCAAUGUGGGCAACUGGGCAUAGGGCAGCAAGCUGGAAGCUUCGUUCAGACCGCCAGCCAUGUGAAGCCGAUUCACGACCCCGUCGCCUCGGUGGUCUCGGGAGACACCUUCACCAUCGCCCGACUGGUGAAUGGUGAUGUCUUAGCCUGGGGAAGCCAGAGUUGUGGCCGUUUGGGCCUGGUCGAAGUGAAGGAGGAGCGCAUCUGCUGGGACCCCUCCCUGGUCGUGGCCACCUGGUCAACCGCUGCCGCGGUCUCUGCUAAGAAGACAGGGCGCAAAAAUCGCAAAUCGAUGGGAAGCGUACGUACCGACACCACAGAUGCUGAGGAAGUGCCUCAGGCAAAGCAGACAGCUGGCAAAGACAAGACUGCCAAUGUUGUUAGCUUUGUGAUGCUCCAAACCGUGCUGCAGCAAGAAAGCAAUGAUCACAGCAGUGCUGAACUGAAGCGUUAUGCCGAACAACUGGAGCAGACUGCGAAAGAGAUCGUUUGGGAUAUCCAGAAGCUCAAGAAAGAAGAGGAGCCCUUGCUGAAGCUGGAAGCCCAGCUCAGUGACUCCUUGAAGAUGAAUCUUCGUUGGUUUCGCGGCCUGGUGGUGCCCGACGCUUCCACGACCUUGUUGGAUGCACGACUUCCGCACCACUUGGCGACCUAUGCACGAAUGUGUUGGAUCCUGCAGCAGCAGACCACUUAUCUGACUCAGCUCUCGCAGUACCUUCAUGGCUUUGAGGCAGACAUUUUCUUGGAGACGGUUGAUGCCCUCUUUGGGGACGUCAACGACGAGCGGCAGCUGCAUCUCUUCAACUCCUUACAGACUCGAAUGAUUGCCAAGGAGGCAGAGAAUGCAGGCGGAUCCCCUGAGAAGUUCAUGGACAAGAGAGACUCCAUUGGCUUUAUGGUCUUCUCGCGACGUUUCUUGCGACAGGCCUUCGCCAAGGACGUCUUGUGGCCCUUCCUGGGCUCCAAGGAUUCCAUUCUCGAACUGGUCGGCUCCAUUUCCAGCUCUGCGAAUAGCACUGGAUUCUGCUUGAGCUAUGCUGACUUCAAGGAGAAGCUGGGCGCAGAUGGCAGAGGCAAAGAUGAGGUGGAGUUGAACAACCUGUACUCCGGGAGUUUGAAGGCCUUCCGAGACUUCCUGACUGGAGGUUUUCUGGACAUCAUCCGCAAGAUCCAGUUGCCCAGAUCCAUGCAACUAGCUUUGCGUCAAGUGGCUCUGGCCUCCCAGAGAUGGAAAGACUCAAGCCUUCUUGCAGAUAUUGAGAAGGAGCAAAGGCCGUACCAGCCAGCUUUAAGACUGUUUUGCUACGGCAUCAUCGAGCCCAUCAUGCGCGAUGGAGCUCAAUAUGCAGUGCCUGCGAACUUCCUGAAGAAGAGUGCCGCGGAUUACAAGCCAGAUGAUCCGCAAAUAGCAUCAAACUUUGAUUGCAUCGCUGACUUCUUGGACAAGAUGCUGUCAAAUACCAUUGAUCCAAAAGAGAAGGCGCUGAUUUCUGCUGCCCGGUUGAUCAAAGAGGAGCUGCUGGCAUAUGUGCGCCGCCAGAGCGAGGUAGAGGAUACCACUGGCCCAGACAUCCUGGGAGCCACACUCCAGAGCCACUAUUCGCGGGAGAAGAGCUUUGUGACCAUGUCGCAGGCCCACAUCAUGAAGCUCUCAAACCUGCUGCUGGAAUGGAGCAACAAGCUGCGAAUCAAAGAGCACGACCAAUUGGACGCGUGUGUGAAGAGCAUACCUGAAUGGAACAAAGAGACGAUUACGAUCAGUGAGAGGUAUGAAGUGCGGCUGAACUUCGAAAUCAACACCCGCUUUAUGAUCACAGAAGAGGAGAUCCGCCUUUGUAAGCAAUCAAUGUGCCCCUUGCCCGAAUGGGCAUGCAGUGCGAAUGCUUCUCAUCGACUUGUGUACAUAGAAGAGGAAGCCACUGGCAAUGACCAAGGUGCUUUCUUCGAGUCUUUGUUUCAACGUUUGGGUCCCCUUGAGAGCAAGAACUUUGCGACUCUGCGUUUGGAGCUGAUGGAGCGUCGGCAGCAGCUGGCGUCCGGUGGCUCUGAUGAAGAAGGCUAUUUGCAGAUGAUCAACGACCUGGACACUGCGGUCCAGCAGAUCACCGAGCUCAUGGACGUGGGCGCCGAGCCGCGGCAGCUCUUGGACCUGCUGGUGGAACGGGUCAGGGUUCGGCAGCGGCAGUUCCGAUAUCUUGAAAUGACUGACAGUCACUUGAAGUCCAUCUUGGAGCGGCAAGGCGAAUACAAGAAGGACCUCAAGCUGCAGAUGACCGAGCUGAAAGAUGCUGUAGAUUUCUCGCUCAGCAUGAAGUUGCCCCAAACGCUGCAGCAGGCUUGCCAUGACUUUGGAGUGACGUCUUCUUUCCAAAUCAUCCAGAAGAAGAUGGAAUUUGUGCCAACACUCAUGGCCACAAAGGAUAUGGCUGAGAUUGGCUGCUCCUACAUUCCAAUGGCCACCUAUCCUGUGGCCAAACUCAAGAAGAUGAAGGUUCUGGUGGAGGUGUGUCCUCCACACAACGCGCUGCAGAGACACUGCUGCAACAUCAGUUCUUAGUGAUCCACCCGUCAGCCCGGGGAGAGGUCGAAGCAAGCACGACGACGAAAACGACUGUGCCCCAGAAAAAACACGAAGAAACGUGUCCCGGACCUAGAGUGGCAGGGUUUUCUUCAUUUGGGAUCAAUGUAAACAAGUGCAUCGCUAGUAGUAACAAGUGCCUUACUAGUAGUAA
This is a messenger RNA of Durusdinium trenchii, 3875 nucleotides long. Lineage: Eukaryota; Dinophyceae; Suessiales; Symbiodiniaceae. The record is from the annotation of a GenBank genome assembly.